AUGGCGGCGCCUGCACGUAACCACGUGUGGGUUGGUACUGAGACCGGUAUUCUUAAAGGCAUAGAUCUGGUGAAGAAACAAGCCAUCAACUACACAGAAGUUUCCUCUCUGGACAGGGGACAGGAAGUGAAUGUCCUGUGCUUUGGAGACCCACAGGAAUCUGAGGUCUUACUGGGCAGCCAGGAUGGAGUAGUGAAAGUUUUCAACUGUGAAAAAUCAAAAUUUACAGAAUUUCAUGAAUGUAGAGGAGGAGAGGGAGUUUUCAGAGGGCUUGGUGUCGUGGACAAUGGCAUCAUUACUUGUGUAGACUCUGGACUUAUGAAAGUAUGGAAAGAAGGAUCUGAAAAUAAAAUGUAUUUGUAUCAGCUUGAGGUGCAGGUUGGUCCUGGAGUAGCAAAGAUGCGGCAGUGUGAUGUUCAGCGAAACAAAGUCGGGACUGGAGGAAAAGAGCAUGACCUAAAAAUCUGGGAUUUACAAAGAGCAGAGGAACCUAUCUUCAAAGCCAAAAAUGUGAGGAACGAUUGGCUAGAUCUCCGUGUACCUGUGUGGAUUCGUGAUUUGGAUUUCAUCCCAGAGACAGACAAAAUUGUCACCUGUACAAGCUACCAUCAAGUUAGAGUGUAUGACCCCAAUACUCCACAAAGACGCCCAGUUCUGGAGGCUUUAUUUGGUGAGGAUCCACUGACCGCACUGAGCAUUACUCCAGAUGGCAGGUCUGUAGUGGUUGGAAAUUCUCAUGGUAACAUGGGUGUAAUUGACUUGAGGAAAGGUCGCCUCUUAUGUUCCCUGAAGGGUGGCGCUGGUUCUGUGCGCUCCAUUCAGUGUCACAAGUCUAUGCCUGUUGUUGCUUCCUGUGGCCUAGACAGGUUUAUGCGGCUCCAUAGUAUCAAUGACAAGCAGCUUCUACACAAGGUAAAUAUCAUAGGGUUUAUGACCGAACAUUAG
This is a messenger RNA of Staurois parvus, 945 nucleotides long. Lineage: Eukaryota; Metazoa; Chordata; Amphibia; Anura; Ranidae. The record is from the annotation of a GenBank genome assembly.